Girardinichthys multiradiatus is the source of this 1590-nucleotide messenger RNA. It is a transcript of the gene fktn, whose product is annotated as fukutin. Lineage: Eukaryota; Metazoa; Chordata; Actinopteri; Cyprinodontiformes; Goodeidae. The record is from RefSeq and is a predicted model, not a curated record. Gene Ontology annotation, cellular component: Golgi membrane. The transcript has 10 exons. The coding region runs from base 134 to 1510 and encodes 458 amino acids.
CUGUGAAGGGGCUGACAGGAAAUGGGCGGGGCUUCUCUGCUGAGGUUUAAACAUGGCGGCGCACGGCUUGCGGUGCUUAGCGCCGCUGCCUUGUUAGGAUAGCUCGGUUCAGACGUCAACGGCUUGGUACCGGAUGCCUCGCGUGAACCGGACCCUCGUGUUUGUGCUGCUGCUCGUGAGCAGCUGCGCGUUCCUGCUCUUCCAGAUCUACUACUACCGGAACUACGUCAGCAAGCAAACUGGUCUACACCUCCUGAACCCUGCAGGUCAUGUGACCUCCAGCCAAGUGCAACGGCAGACCCUGAAGAAGUUCCUGGCGUUAGCUCAGCACUUCCGGCUGGCAGUGUUCCUCGCCGACACCACCGUGCUCACCCUGCUCUCCCAGGAUGCUCUGUGGCAUCGUGACCGUAUGAUACGUGAGCCGCACUGCAGCUUCCUGUGCACUGGCCGGCCAAUCACAUCUUUUGCUCUGCAAGCCAACCAGUGGAAGCUCAACCCUGGGUUCCUAUUGGCUGCUGAACAGAAAGGCUUCGAGCUGCUCGAGGUGAGAGGACAUGACCCACGAUUGGCCAGUCUGGACACCCUAUCAGGAGAAGAGAUCCCCCUGCACUUCCUGUUCCGCCUCCACGGUUACAUCAUCCAUGUGGUGCUCCUGUACGAGCGCAGUGGGAACUACCUGUGGCACGGCGCCUUGCGUAUAAAGGCCAAUAUGGACCGAAGCUUUGCACCCUUUAAACUACUGGACUACGGACGCCAUGCCGGAGCAUAUGAUAGGCCAGAGCUGAUACUCACAGUCAUUGACAGCCUCGACAUUCGGGUCCCGCGCAACAUUUCCCAUUUCCUGAUGCAGCAGCAACGGGCCCGGUACCUGGAGUGUCGUUACCAUGACGCACGUAGCUUCCUCCAGCUCUACCCUGAUGAUUCGUCCACUGCAGCCGUUGAGUUUCGUAGGAAAGCGAAGGCGUUGCUGAAUUUAGCUGCUCGGACCCUGGGGGAGCUUGACAUCCCCUUCUGGAUCAGCAGCGGCACCUGUCUGGGAUGGUUCCGGCAGUGCAGCAUCAUCUCCUACAGUCAGGAUGUGGACAUCGGGAUCUUCAUCACCGACUUUAGGCCCGACAUCGCCGAGGCGUUCAGAGAUGCGGGGCUGUCACUCAAACACAAGUUUGGAAAGGUGGAGGACAGUCUGGAGCUGUCCUUUCUGGGUGAGGACAUCAAACUGGACAUUUUCUUCUUUUACAAGGAUGGAGGCAUUAUGUGGAAUGGAGGAACGCAGGCAAAGAGCGGCAGGAAGUUCAAGUACAUCUUCCCUUCAUUCUCGCUGUGCUGGGCAGAGCUUCUGGAGGUCAAAGUUCGUGUUCCGUGUGAAACGCUCGAUUACGUGAUGGCGAACUAUGGCGCCACCUGGAGCAUCCCAGUUAGGAGCUGGGACUGGAAGUCAUCACCUAGCAACGUGAUGGAAAAUGGGGUGUGGCCUAUGGCGGAGUGGGCGGGACUUAUCGAGGUUUACUAAGAGGAGGCGGAGCAGCAACUUUUUUUUGACAUGUAUGUGAAACACUGGCUUUGAGAAUAAAGUUGAACUAAAACUGUAAA